This is a messenger RNA of Perca fluviatilis (European perch), 1445 nucleotides long. RefSeq names its product TGF-beta activated kinase 1/MAP3K7 binding protein 1 (gene tab1). The record is from RefSeq and is a predicted model, not a curated record. Gene Ontology annotation, molecular function: protein serine/threonine phosphatase activity. Gene Ontology annotation, cellular component: cytosol. The transcript is spliced from 11 exons. Gene Ontology annotation, biological process: protein dephosphorylation. NCBI's taxonomy places the organism in Eukaryota, Metazoa, Chordata, Actinopteri, Perciformes, Percidae. Bases 77 to 1399 code for a protein of 440 amino acids.
CAGAUGUGCUACCCACGUCGAAGCUUGGAAUUUGGAGCUUGCAAUGAACCCAUGAACGCAACGAGGACCGUCCAACAUGGCGGCCCAGCGUAGGAAUUUGAUGCAGAGCCAUCAAAGCUGGACAGAUGACUUGCCGCUGUGUCAGAUGUGUGGGGUUGGCACAGCAACCAACUGUGUGUACGGCCCAGAUGGAAAAGGAACUCUGAGCCACCCCAAUGAGGAUGGACACCUCAGGUUCAGAGGCGAGGAUGGCUGUUUCCUGUAUGGAGUUUUUAAUGGCUACGAUGGCAGCAAAGUGGCCAGUUUUGCCUCCCAGUGUCUGACAGCCGAACUGCUGCUAGGACAGCUCAACUCCAGUCACACAGACAACGACGUCCGCAGGAUCCUCACGCAGGCCUUUGACGUGGUAGAGAAGAGCUACUUUGAGACGAUAGACGAUGCUCUGGCUGAGAAAGCUCACCUGUCCAACUACCUCCCACCACACAAUGAGAAUGUGCCAUUCCACCAGCUUUCUCCUCAGAGUCAGAAGGUGCAGGAGCGUCUGAAGGAGCUGGAGCGAGAGGUGUCAGGGGGAGCUACGGCCGUCGUGGCACUGAUCCUCAACAACAAGCUCUAUAUCGCCAAUGUUGGUACCAACCGGGCACUGCUGUGCAAGUCCAGCAGCGACGGCCAGAACCAGGUUCUACAGAUCGGCCGACCACACAGCACUGACAACGAAGACGAGCUGCAGAGGCUUGCAGCACUGGGUGUGGAUUCAGCUCGUGUGCGGCAGGCGGGGCAGAUUGCUGGUCAGAGCAGCACCAGGAGGCUCGGAGACUACCGGGUUAAAUUCAACUACAAUGAAAUCGACCUGCUCAGCGCGGCCAAGACGAGGCCAAUCAUCGCAGAGCCAGAGAUUCAUGGUAGCCAGUCUUUGGACAGCGUGACAGGCUUCUUGUUGCUGAUGUCAGAAGGUCUCAUCAAUGCCCUUGAGUCCGCCCACGGCCCCGAACAAGCCAAUCAGGAAAUUGUCGCCAUGGUAGCAGCAGAGCUGGCCCUGCAGACCAGUCUGGAGGCAGUGUCCCAGUCGGUGGUCGAGCGCGUCAAACGGCUGCACCACGACGUCUACGUGUCCGGCCGUCAGAGGGCAACCUACUGCUCUCGGCACGAGGACAUGACCCUGCUCAUCCGCACGCUCAACUACCCGCUGGCUGACGGAGUGCUCACACCCACACAGGGUGGACGGAUCUACCCCGUGUCAGUGCCCUACUCCAACAGCCAGAGCACCAGUAAAACCAGUGUCACCCUCUCACUGGUCAUGCCCUCCCAAAAUACUCUCACCAAUGGCACCAACACUGCCUCCACCCUGGAAGAAGGCACCCCCACACCAGGACUGCUGUCGACAUCCUGCAGCCCAUAAUUGAACUCCCUUUUUCCCCUCUUUUCCCCCUCUCUCCUCUUCCUUU